This is a messenger RNA of Ciona intestinalis (vase tunicate), 1325 nucleotides long. The record is from RefSeq and is a predicted model, not a curated record. NCBI's taxonomy places the organism in Eukaryota, Metazoa, Chordata, Ascidiacea, Phlebobranchia, Cionidae.
AUAACUAGACAGUUAGACGGUCAGGGUUAUAGGCGUAAAUUUGUAAAAGCUCUUGUUUAGUUUUAAAUAGUGCAGCGAAUGAUACCAACAGUAGGUUUAAGACACAUUUGGGUAAACCAGUCGUUAAUUAAUCUCGAAUCGUGCGGAUUAAAUCAAAACAGUUUCCUAAACUACAUAUAUGAAUGAUUUUGGUCAAGCGAUAUAUGACAUGGGAUUUGAGAACUGAGAUAUUCGAAAAACGCUACUAACAAUACAACUGUUCUACAAAUUAUAAAAGCAAAUAAAAACAAAAAGCGCAUUGCAGAAGUCGAAAUUUUCGUCACAGUUUUUAGCUAAACGAUUCGGUUGAUUUGAAAGUCAACAUAUCUGUCAUCGAUAGGUUACGGUUGUGCAAUUGACCUAUUAUAUCAAUAUUUAGAACUACUGCACAUAUUAUAGGCUGUGAGUAAGUUCGUUAUAUAAUACAUUGGCUGCUCGUUUUGCCAUAGAAUACAGGAAUGCUGAUUUAAAUUUAGAGCUGUUUGUAUGUGGCAAAUAGAUUUACAACUACACUUAUUACCAUUUUUAAUAAGACUGGAUUCUUUUUGCUGUUUUAAUUUCUAUUUUACCAAAGUUAUAAGUCGAAUUAGUUGACAUGGGUUUAGUUUUGUACAGUCUCGAGGUUAGUCCGCCAACCAGAUGUGUGCGGAUGGUUUUGGAACAUUUGGAGUUAGAAUAUCAAAUACAUGAAGUUAACUAUGCGGCUGGGGAAUUACAAAGUCAAGAAUUUUUCGCUUUAAACGCACGGCGAAGAGUACCAGUGCUAAAGGAUGGAGAAUAUACUAUUGCAGAAAGUCGAGCUAUAUCGUGUUACUUAUGCAACAAAUACGGGAGCGGUGGGGUGUCCGAUAUCUAUCCGUCUGAUCCUGAGCUUAGAGGAUCAGUUGACCAGCAACUUUACGUCAGUGAAGCGAUCUAUGAUACAGUGCAAAAAUAUUUGAAUACCAAAAAAGUUUUAUUCGGAGAGGGAUUGCCAAAAGUUGAAUUUAAAGAUGACGUCAUCAAAUCCAUUCAGAUAUACGAGACAUUGUUGACGAAACAAAGCUAUUUAUGUGGUGACAACGUCACAAUAGCAGACGUACAUGCUUCAAGUUCACUAUUUAUGCUGCAACUUGCAAACUUUGACGUAAUGGGGGAAUUCCCUAAUACGUCAUCAUGGUUAAAAAAGAUAGAAGCGCUGCCAUAUUACAAAAAAUGCAACGAAAAAGGGAUCGCUAUUCUCACAAAGUUAUACCAGGACGCAGUUAAAAAAAAUACUAAAUGAAAAAUAAAUUAUUUGCUGCUGU